AUGGCACCAAAUAAAUUGAGCGCUGUCGAUUAUGUUAUUCUUGUAAUACUUCUUCUAUCAUCGGCUGUCAUUGGUGCUAUAUUCGGAUUUUUCAAGUCGAACAAGAAUUCAGCACAAGAAUUUCUCCUAGCUGCUGGUUUGAACAUUUGGGUUUCUGUUAUUUCAAUCGGUGUCAUUUGCACGUUCUAUUCUUCUGUGGGUGGUAUGAAAGCAGUCAUUUGGACCGAUGUUCUACAAUCAAUAGUCAUGUUUGUUGGUCUUUUAGCAGUCAUCAUUCAAGGUUUGAUAUCACUCGGUGGUUUUAAACGAACAUUUUCCAUAGCAUCACGAGGCGGCAGAAUUGAAUUUGAUAGCGCUGAUCCUCGUACUCGUCAUACAAUAUGGUCAUUAAUCAUCGGUGGGUCAAUCAAUGCACUUGCUACCUAUGGAUUUAAUCAAGCACAAGUACAACGUUAUAUGUGUAUUCGUUCAACACGUAGUGCUAAACAAGCACUAUUUAUGAAUGCAGUCGGUUCUGCACUGAUUGUUUUCCUCUCGACUCUAAUUGGAGUUAUCAUUUAUGCAUAUUAUGCCGAUUGUGAUCCGUAUACAACCAAAAAACUUCAAGAAAUUGAUCAAAUUCUUCCGUAUUUUGUCAUGGAAGUAUUGGGCGAUAAGAAAGGUCUACCUGGUGUAUUUCUUGCUUGUAUUUUUUCUGGUUCACUCUCUACAAUUUCAUCUGGAUUGAAUAGUCUAGCAGCAGUACUUGUAGAAGACGUUUACAAAGGACUUUUGGGGGCUCAAAUUACAAAAAGACAGAUGACAAGUGUUAUUUUACCGUUAUCGAUAGCUAAUUGUACUGAUAUAACAAAUAGUACAUUAACAAAUUGGACUACAAGUACAACGAUACCUACAUUCUUAAACACAAAAGGUAGUAUAUCUUCACCUGACCAAAAGACUGCAGAAUUUACAUUAAGAAGUACUGUUGAUCUACUGACAACUGAAAUGUCGAUUUCCUAUUCUAAUGAAACAGCAUAUUUGACACAAAAUAAUAAUCAAGAAGAAUUAAUUUAUAAAACAACUUCGUCAAAGCAUAGACAAUUAAGUGUACCUUACAAUUUUAUUCUCAUAUGGUUGAAUUCUAGCGUGAAUGAAUAUGACAAUCAAUAUAAUGAUUUAAUGACUCAAUUUCAACGUAUAACUAAGUCCAUUCGACUAUUUACUGAUGUUGAUCAAUGUAUUGAAUUUAUGAGAAAUAUUGAAGAUGACAAAGUUUUGAUUAUUUUAUCAAACAAUAUCGAUAUGACUUAUGUACCUCUUAUAAAUGAUUUACAUCAAGUCGAUUCCAUAUACAUUUUUUCGAAUGAAGAAAUCAAACCUGAACAAAGUUUAUUAGAAUACAAAAAACUAAAAUCUUUGUCGUCAAGUGACCCAGCAUUGAUUGGUACAUAUAACAAUAUAGCUCUAGCGUAUUGUUCUAUGAAUGAUUACUUACGUGCUAUUCCAUUUUAUAAGAAGGCUCUUAAAAUUCAACAAUUGGUUUGUCCAGUCAAUGAUCUAUCAAUAGCGACCACAUGCAUUAAUAUCGGUCGAGCACAUGCUAUUAGAGAAUACUACUCGUUUGCACGCGAUAGUUACCAAGAAGCACUUAAAAUUCAAGAGAAUGUUCUGGAUCCAAAUGAUCUUAGAUUGGCUGAGACAUAUAACAAUAUUGGAGAAAUGCAUCGAUUAACAGGAAACUGCUCAGCUGCAUUACAAUACUUUGAAAAGACGCUACAAAUUCAGGAAAAAUCACUUGCUUCAAAUCAUCCAUCACUAAUUAAGACAAAACGUGAUAUAGACCAAGUACGUAACUCUAUGAAGAAUAUUGGCAAAAUAAUAUCAUUUUUGGAGACAGUACUGAAACUAAAAUCAAAAUCAUUUCUAUCAAAUGAUACAUCCUUCAAUUUGAGUGAUGACAAUAUGACAACAACAUUGGAAGAAUCUUAUCAAUACGAAGAUAUGGCUCUAGAGCCAUCACAAACCAUUAAUACCAUUGCUCAUAGUAUUAAUCCUAAUCAUUCGCCAGCGGAAGUAUUUCAAGAAUAUGACAAUGAAUGCACGACUACAUUCAAUAGUGAAAAACAGCGUGAGAAAAAGAUCGACAAGCAAUGGACCUAUCCUGUUCUUCUUAUUCUUCCUUCGUUAGAAAAAUCUCCUUUAUAUUCCGUUCUAAAGGUCAUAACCAAUGGUUGUCUCAUGUCUCCAAUUCUCAUAGAUGAAUGUAAUGAUAAACUAAAGUCAUACCAACAAAUAAAGGAACUUAUACUCGAAGUUUCAUCUAUUUCUGUCAGUGAGCGAGAUCGAAUGCUUACAGAAAUCUCAUCUUUUGAUAAUAUUCAAUCAAUCUAUUUAUUGGGAAAACCACCUGAAACAAAACAACAACGGAAUGAGUUUUUUAAUCGAUUUGACAAAGUAUGCAUAUUCUGUGACGAUGAAGAGCAAAUUGCUGUUCAAUGGGUAUUGGAUACCGCUAACCAUUGCCGCAUAUCUGCCAAUCAAUACAUUAAGGCAGGUGACAAAGCUGUUGCUAGUGAACAUUUUCAACGAGGUAUAGAACUUUACGAUCGUCUUAAAGACUUCAUCAAAUCAACACAACGUCAAGUAUCAUAA
Rotaria sp. Silwood1 is the source of this 2631-nucleotide messenger RNA. The record is from the annotation of a GenBank genome assembly. NCBI's taxonomy places the organism in Eukaryota, Metazoa, Rotifera, Eurotatoria, Philodinida, Philodinidae.